AUGCCGAUUCCACAAGAAAACAACAUUGGAUUGACGGAAAACAUGUUGAUAUCCGAAGAGUUGGCGUACGACAAGGAAUUAUUGAAUGCAGAGCAUGAAACAUUGAGAACAUUAUCUUCAAAGAUAAGGAGCCGUGGAGAUAUUGUUCUAAACGUUGCUUCAAGUGGAAUAACAUCAUUGCUAUUGCCGGGUGGCAGGACAACGCAUUCUCGAUUUGCUGUACCACUCUCAGUGAAUGAAGAUUCCACCUGCAAUAUCUUGCAAGGUAUUGGCCUUUGCAAACUUAUAAUCAAGUGUAAAUUGAUAAUAUGGGAUGAAGCACCGAUGACACACAAAUACAGUUUUGAGGCUUUAGACAAAACCAUGAGGGGUAUAUUGAGAUUCACCGUACCUAGUAGUGAUCAGAAAAUAUUUGGUGGAAAGAAAGUAGUAUUGGGUGAUGAUUUUAGACAGAUUCUUCCAGUUAUUCCAAAAGCAACGAGACCAAUGGUUGUGGGAGCCACUAUUAAUUCUUCAUACCUCUGGAGGAAUUGCAAGGUACUGAGACUCACGAAGAACCUGAGACUACAGAGCUUAGCUUCAAACGAAGAUAGACAGACGGUUGAUUGGUUAUCAACAUGGAUUGCAGACAUUGUAGAUGAGAUUACAGGGUUGGUAAACAAUGGUUUGUUUGAGAUCGAUAUUCCACCAAGGUUUAUGUUAAAGUGUGGACCUAAUCCAAUUGCAACUAUAGUCGAAAGCAUCUUCCCAGCCGCGAAGUAUGGAAUGCUAGAAGAGUUGCACCUAGAAGGACGAGCGAUCCUCUCACCGACUUUAGAUGUUGAUCAAAUUAAUCAGUAUAUGUGUGACAUGAACACUGUAGAAGGUCGGACGUAUCUAAGCUGUUACUCUUUGUGUAAGGCAGAAUCAGAUGGUGAUAAUCUCUCACAAGUCAUCGUUAGGGAUCAGAAACGUAAUUCUGUCGAGAAAGAAGGGGUUUCAAGUUUUCAUCCCAUUCUGAAUUCUGAUGCUGAGGCCAAACUCAAGAAUGGGGUUCACUGUUUAGAGGUUUAA
Messenger RNA from Ipomoea nil (Japanese morning glory), 1053 nucleotides. RefSeq lists its product as uncharacterized. Gene Ontology annotation, biological process: DNA repair; telomere maintenance. The record is from RefSeq and is a predicted model, not a curated record. Lineage: Eukaryota; Viridiplantae; Streptophyta; Magnoliopsida; Solanales; Convolvulaceae. Gene Ontology annotation, molecular function: DNA helicase activity. Bases 1 to 1053 code for a protein of 350 amino acids. The transcript has 3 exons.